Dentiscutata erythropus is the source of this 1218-nucleotide messenger RNA. Lineage: Eukaryota; Fungi; Glomeromycota; Glomeromycetes; Diversisporales; Gigasporaceae. The record is from the annotation of a GenBank genome assembly.
AUGUCAAAAAUUAAAAUACCCUAUGAAGAUGAUAAUGAAAACCUUCCAUCACCCACUAAAGAAUUACGAGAUGUUCCAUUUUCCAGGGUGUCAAAAACUAUUGUAAAACUUUCGUUGCCUUUGGUUUUUCUUAAUAUAGACGAAAAAUUGUCCACACCUACCCGACAUCGUCCCGAUAUUUUUAACGUGGAUGAAUCUCCAUUAUCUGCUUCAUCGAGAAGUCACGGAAGUCAGGAGUUUGGUAGUUCUCCAAUUCUCAGAGAUAAAAAACUUGAAAACAGUGCGAAAAAGGGCAAUACAAGCAAGCUUAAUGAAAAAUAUGCUAUGAUGCAGCAAAAGAUGACCCAAAUGGCACAGGAUAAUGAAACGCCAUUAGCAUCUAAAGCGGAAACUCCCACAGCACCAAAACGUCGAUAUACAAGAAUACUUGAUGAUGAAUCAGGAGCAAAUCCCUUUUACAUACCUUCGAGUACUCAAAAGGACACUCGAGGAAACUUGUUGUUCAAACAGCCUGAGGGAAACAAAGGAGAAGAAAUUGGUCAGGGUAAUGCAUCUGAACAGGAAUUUUCCUUUCGAAGAACGGUGAUUGAAUCGUUAGAGUGCCGUCAGAUUCAAACCUUGAGUAAUGAGGGAGGACCUUCCAAUUUUCCGCCCGGAAUUUUUUCACAUGAAUCUACGAUGAGCAGACCACAAAAUGUUUCAACACCGGAUUUUCGUCGCCAUGGAUCAACAUUUCAGCCAGAGACACCUCGUUGGAAAUCGGCACCAAGACUUAAAACAUCACACGCAUCCCCUUUCGUUACCCCACCACAUCGAAGGCAGCAAAAAUCUUUUCCCAAUACCAUGAGAAAACACGCAACAAGGUUUACAUCAGUUUGGCCACCUAAAUUAUUAUCAUCAUCAUCCUUAACAGAAGACCAGGAUGAUGAGGAAAAACUAGAUGAAUUGCUCGGACCAGCUCCGGUAUCCCCAUCACCGAGGGUACCAAGAAAACGAACUUACAGUGAAAUAGAUCACAUUUCUAAUUUAACCAAUGAUUGCGAAAUAUGCGAUGACGAAGAGGAGCCCGAUUCACCCAAAAGAACGUAUACAAACAUAUAUACACGACAAUUAACGCAACAAAAUUUAAGCUUUGAUGAUGCUGCGAAUCCACCUCUUGUUAUAGAUGAUGAAUUAUUUUAUGAUUCAAAUGAAUUUUUAAACUUAGCCAAUCUUUAA